Molecule: messenger RNA, 2067 nt
Organism: Ilex paraguariensis (yerba mate)
Lineage: Eukaryota; Viridiplantae; Streptophyta; Magnoliopsida; Aquifoliales; Aquifoliaceae
Source: the annotation of a GenBank genome assembly
AGAUAAGGAAAAAGAUAGUAAGGGAAUUGAGCAAAAAGAUAGGAAGGGAUUGAAGAGAAAACCAAUUUGAUCAUGUUUAGCUACUUCUCACAUUAUAUUAAGAGUUCUUAUACAAAGUGCUGGCUUCAUAGGUAGUGCUUGACAAGAGGGCUGUACAUGCAGUACUGAAGCGUUUACUUUCGGUUGUCUGGGUGGAAAUUAGUCCUCACUUUUAUAUAUAUAUAUAUAUAAAACUUUUCCAGAGAAAAGGGAGGAGAGAGAGAGAGAGAGAGAGAGAGAGAGAAUGGGUUCAAAAUCAAUGGAGGAAGGAACUGGAAAAGGCCAAACAGGGAUCAGCAAGUAUGCUUGUGCUUGUUCUAUAGUUGCUUCUAUGAUCUCCAUCAUAUUUGGCUAUGAUACUGGCGUCAUGAGUGGAGCAAUGAUAUUCAUAAAAGAUGAUCUCAAAAUCGAUGAUACCCAUGUACAAGUCCUCGCCGGAAUCCUAAAUCUAUGUGCCUUAGUGGGUUCCCUUUGCGCCGGAAGAAUUUCUGACUACAUCGGCCGGCGAUACACAAUCGUCAUAGCCUCCAUCAUCUUUUUGGUUGGUUCAGUUCUAAUGGGUUAUGGCCCAACUUACGCAGUUCUCUUGGCCGGAAGGUGCACCGCCGGCAUCGGCGUAGGCUUUGCACUCAUGAUUGCACCGGUUUACUCUGCCGAGAUUUCAUCUCCUUCAACACGAGGCUUUCUCACCUCUCUACCGGAGCUCUGCAUUAGUCUCGGCAUAUUACUUGGCUACAUUUCUAACUAUUUUUUUGCCAAAUUGACUCUGAAACUUGGAUGGAGAAUGAUGCUUGGUGUAGCAGCAAUUCCUUCUAUUGCCUUGGCCGUUGGAAUUCUGAAGCUGCCAGAGUCUCCUAGGUGGCUUGUAAUGCAGGGCCGUCUCGGUGACGCAAGGAAAAUCUUAUUGGAAGUUUCCGGCGACGCCGAGGAGGCCGAAGGUCGGUUGAUGGACAUAAAGACAGCUGCUGGAAUAGACGAGAAUUGCACAGAUGACAUAGUCAAAAUUCCAAGGAAGACCCACGGUGAAGGGGUGUGGAAAGAGCUGUUGUUGAGGCCAUCACCACCAGUCCGGUGGAUCUUACUGGCGGCGGUUGGAAUUCAUUUCUUCGAGCACGCCACGGGAAUUGAAGCUGUUGUGCUCUACGGUCCAAGAAUCUUCAAGAAAGCUGGAGUUACCAGCAAGCAAAAGCUCUUGCUAGCCACAGUUGGAGUGGGACUUACAAAGACUGCGUUCAUACUAACAGCCACCUUCUUAAUUGACAAAGUUGGGAGGAGGAAAAUGUUAUUAACAAGUGUUGGGGGUAUGAUUGUGGCAUUAACAGGACUGGGGUUUGGCCUAACUAUAGUGGAGCAUUCUCAUAAGCAACUCGUCUGGGCACUGAUCCUCUGCAUUGCUGCUGUAUACAUAUUUGUUGCAUUCUUCUCAAUUGGUCUGGGACCCAUUACAUGGGUGUAUAGCUCUGAGAUUUUUCCUUUGAAGUUAAGGGCUCAAGGUGUUGGUAUUGGGGUGGCAGUGAAUAGGAUUAUGAAUGCUGCAGUUUCAAUGAGCUUUAUAUCAAUCUAUAAAGCAAUCACCAUUGGAGGGGCUUUCUUUAUGUUUGCUGGUGUGGCUGCGGUGGCUUGGUUCUUCUUCUACUUCUUCUUGCCUGAGACUAAAGGGAGAAGUUUGGAAGAGAUGGAGGAUAUUUUCAGCAAGAGGGUGAGAACUAAAGAUGUGGCCAUGGAAAUGCAGUCUUCACAUUAACAUAUAUGCAGUGACUUAAUUAAUGGACAAAGUUUAUGGAAAAGAUCAUUUGCUUCUAUCUACUAGAUAGAAGACCGACAUGGGAAUUAGAGUUCAAGAUUUCUGAAAAAAUUUAGCAAAUUCUGAUGUAAAGAUAAGAAUGGGCUGCUUAAAUAUCUUUGUGUGAAUACUAGGCAUGAUAAUAAUAAGUUGGAUGGCUAGCUUGAUUUGACCUUUAAUUCUUGGGGUGGUUUAAUGGUUGAAAUUAACCUAAAGUAACCUAGAUAUUUCAAAUUCAAUUCUUU